GCCAUUGUUGUUAUUAUCUCUGUUAGACGAAGAACUUGUUUGAUUGAUCAGGAAAAAAAAGAGAAGAAAGCGUCGUAAGAUGUCCUCACCUAGUCCGGGGAAGCGCCGAAUUGAUACAGACGUUGUCAAAUUGUAUCCUUUUAAACGCUCGUUUUUGAAUAAUGGUGAUACAGGUCGAAAUGAGCUGUUGAAAAUUUUGAGAAUUGAAAGCAAGCACGAAGUGACCAUUCUUAGUGGUUUGAACGAAUUUGUCGUCAAAUUUUACGGACCAACAGACACACCGUAUGAGGGAGGCGUUUGGAAGGUUCGAGUUGACCUACCUGAUAAAUAUCCUUUUAAAUCGCCAUCUAUCGGAUUCGUUAAUCGCAUAUUUCAUCCCAAUAUUGACGAAGUUUCAGGAACUGUUUGUUUGGACGUAAUCAAUCAAGCAUGGACUGCUUUAUACGAUUUGUGCAACAUCUUCGAAUCGUUCCUACCUCAGCUUCUUUCGUAUCCAAACCCCAUCGACCCUUUGAAUGGCGAUGCUGCCGCAAUGUUCCUGCACAAGCCGCAAGAUUACAAGAAAAAAGUUGAGACUUACGUUCGAAAGUAUGCAACUGAAGAAGCACUGCGAGAGCAGGAAGAAAUGCAGACAUCAAGCGAAUCAUCGCUCUCAGAUUUUUCCGAAGACGAAGCUGCAGAUAUGGAACUCUGA
This is a messenger RNA of Dimorphilus gyrociliatus, 694 nucleotides long. Lineage: Eukaryota; Metazoa; Annelida; Polychaeta; Dinophilidae. The record is from the annotation of a GenBank genome assembly.